This is a messenger RNA of Electrophorus electricus (electric eel), 1474 nucleotides long. It is a transcript of the gene ctsbb, whose product is annotated as cathepsin Bb. The record is from RefSeq and is a predicted model, not a curated record. Gene Ontology annotation, molecular function: cysteine-type endopeptidase activity. Gene Ontology annotation, biological process: regulation of catalytic activity; proteolysis. Lineage: Eukaryota; Metazoa; Chordata; Actinopteri; Gymnotiformes; Gymnotidae.
UGUUAGUCUUGUGAUGAAUUUAUAGGUUCACCUGACUUUUUCAGAUAACCAUAUGAUAAUGAAUAGGGGGUUUUAAAGUGCAACUAUCUAUAAUUUCUCUCAUUAUGUGAACAAAAAGUAACGCUCAGGAUGUCCUGCUUCAUCUUCGCCCACCUUCUGACCCUCCUGGCUGUCUCCCAGGCCUGGCCACAAGCCUCCCCACUGUCCCAGGACAUGGUCAACAUCAUCAACAAGGCCAAUUCCACAUGGACGGCCAAGCUAAAAUUUGAAAAUGUGGAAUACACAUACAUCAAGUCACUCUGCGGAACCAUACUGAAGGGACCCAAACUUCCUGACAUGGUGAGAUUUGAAGAAUUCAGCUUGCCAGAUAGUUUCGACUCCAGAGAUCAGUGGCCUAACUGCCACACUAUCAGUCAGAUCCGUGACCAGGGCUCCUGUGGGUCGUGCUGGGCCUUUGGUGCCGUCGAGGCUAUGUCGGACCGAUUCUGUAUCCAAAGCAGUGGCAAGGUCUCCUUGGAGGUCUCCGCAGAGGACCUGCUCUCAUGCUGUGAUGAGUGUGGGAUGGGUUGUUAUGGAGGUUUCCCAGCUGCAGCAUGGGACUUCUGGACAAAAAAUGGCCUUGUGACAGGAGGACUCUAUAACUCUAAUGUUGGCUGCAGACCCUACACAAUUGCUCCAUGUGAGCACCAUGUCAAUGGCACCCGGCCCCCAUGUUCAGGUGAAGAGGACACCCCGGACUGUGUGAAACAGUGCACUGAGGGCUACUCUCCCUCCUAUGCUGAAGACAGACACUUUGGCCAGCGCUCAUAUAGCAUUCCCUCUGACCCCCAGCAGAUCAUGGCUGAGAUAUACAAAAAUGGCCCAGUUGAAGCAGCCUUCUCCGUCUAUGAGGACUUCCUACUUUACAAGACAGGCGUGUACCAGCAUGUGACAGGUGGAUUCCUGGGUGGACAUGCCAUCAAGAUCCUUGGCUGGGGAGAGGAGAAUGGCACCCCCUAUUGGUUGGCUGCUAACUCCUGGAACACUGACUGGGGAGACAACGGGUACUUUAAGAUCCUGAGAGGAAAGAAUCACUGUGGCAUUGAGGGUGAAAUGGUUGCUGGCCUUCCCAAACUAUAAGAGGAAACUACUGGUGGACCUGGACAAUAUGCUCCCUGCAAAAACCUGCUCUCCUGCUCCUUCUGCCACAUACAAAUGAUCUUGAUCAAAACGUUAGACAAAUCUGAACAAUUUAACUGUACAACAGGUUAGACCUAACUGUACCCCACUCCUAAGUUACUUUACAAGGAUUGUUGUAUUUUUUAAGUUCUUUCCUAAGAUUCCAGUUGUUCAAUUUAUAUGAUAUUAGAAAAUACAGUAUUCAGUAUGAUACAACCUUUUUACAGGAAAUAAGAUCCUUUAAAUUACCUUUAAAUCUAGAUUAUGUUAAUGAAGUGUACAUAUUCACUUUGAACAAGUGUCUAGUUACAUGAUG